This is a messenger RNA of Plasmodium gallinaceum, 1029 nucleotides long. Its product is annotated as conserved Plasmodium protein, unknown function. The record is from RefSeq and is a predicted model, not a curated record. Lineage: Eukaryota; Apicomplexa; Aconoidasida; Haemosporida; Plasmodiidae.
AUGAGUUCUAGGAGUAAUAUGUUUCAAAUUUUAAGACAAGAAGAUAAAAUAAAAAGAAAAGCAAAACAACUUAAAGAGGAACAACUAAAAAAAGAAAAUGAAAAAAAAGAUAUGAAUAAUUUUACAUUCGAUAUAAACAAAUAUUCAUCUUGGGCGGAUUUUAUAGAUGACUAUGAUGAAUUUUUUUAUGAAGUAGAUAAAUUAAAAGAUUUAGGAAAAUCUAAAACAUCAGAUCAAAAUGACAAAAAAAAAAAAAAAGAAAAAAAAAAAAAACUAGAAAGUGAAGAAUCUAAUGAAGAAGAAAAGGAAGAAGAAAAAGAAAAGGAAGAAGAAAAAGAAAAGGAAGAAAAAGAUAAGGAAGAAAAAGAAAAGGAACAUAAAGAUAGAGAAAAUAAAAAUAAAAAUAAAAAUAGUAAUAAUAAUUCAAACAAUUUAAACAAAAAAAAGCAAAAUACAAAAAAAAAAUCAUCUAAAAAAGACAGAGAAAUGAAAAAUUUUGAAAAUAUAUUAUUAGAAUUUACAAAAAAUGAUAUUAAUAAUCAAGAUAAUAAUCCAAAUGAAAUAAAUGAAGAAAACAAUGAUUCAAAAGAAAAAAUAGAACAAAAUUCUAAUAAGAAUGAGGAUGAUAAUAUAAUUGAAAAUGAUAAUCAAGAUAAAUUAAAAAAAAAAAAAAAAAAAAAAAAAAAAAAAAAAAAAAAAAAAAAAAAAGAAAAGAAAAAGAAUGAUGAAAUAGAUGAUUCAUUAAAAAGAGAAGAUGUUAAUGAAAAAGAAACUUUAGAUAAAUUAAAUCAGACGUUAAAUUUAGAUAAUGAAAAUAAUAACGAUGAGAAACUUAAUGAUAAUACAAUCCCUGUAAACGAAAAAUUAAAACUUCUAUUAAACAAAAACUCAAAAAAAAAAAAAAAGAGAGAAAAAAUUGAUGAAAUUAUAGCAAUAGUUGAAAAAGAAGAGAAUAUAAAACAAAAGCAAAAAGAAAAGUUAAAACAAAAAGAAAAACAAAAACUAAAAUUAAAACAAAAAACAAAAUAA